Messenger RNA from Staurois parvus, 477 nucleotides. The record is from the annotation of a GenBank genome assembly. NCBI's taxonomy places the organism in Eukaryota, Metazoa, Chordata, Amphibia, Anura, Ranidae.
AUGCAAAAUAUAACUUUCUUUAGGAAUUUGAAGAUUGAAUAUGAACAGCUGAAAGCACAGCACUUGAGAAAAGGGCUGAGCCCUCCGUCCUCUCCCCCUGAUUCUCUGGCAUCCCUGCAGCACACAUCUGAGGAUGCAGAACUUAUUGCUGAGGCAAAACUGCUAAGACAGCACAAAGGCCGACUGGAAGCCAGGAUGCAAAUUCUGGAAGAUCAUAACAAGCAACUAGAAUCCCAACUUCAACGGCUUCGCCAGUUAUUGGAGCAGCCUGACUCAGAAUCCAGGGUGAAUGGAGUCUCUGUGUCUACAUUAAUGCAGCCGCCGGCCCCACAAUAUACAGCUGACCACUACAGUUCACAGUUUCAACACACAGAUGACAUACUAUCCUCCCCUCAUAACACCAGCACAGACAGACCUGAUGGAUGUUAUGGAACAAAUAAACAGCACAUUUCCACUCAGCAGUUGUAAGUGCUACUA